Molecule: messenger RNA, 1590 nt
Organism: Anoplopoma fimbria (sablefish)
Lineage: Eukaryota; Metazoa; Chordata; Actinopteri; Perciformes; Anoplopomatidae
Gene: kics2
Product: KICSTOR subunit 2
Exons: 4
Coding region: 70-1590 (506 amino acids)
Biological process (GO): protein localization to lysosome; cellular response to glucose starvation; cellular response to amino acid starvation
Cellular component (GO): KICSTOR complex
Source: RefSeq, a predicted model, not a curated record
UGUUUACAUCCGCUGGAUCCAACAUGGCGCCGGGCAGCUAGCAGCUAGCUCGUUAGCUCGUUCUGCACCAUGACGGAGGCGGCGGAGGAGCUGCGGCCCGUUCCCCGGGAGCGAGCCAUCCUGGAGAGCUUCUUCACGCAGCUCGGCAUGUUCUCCUUCGACAGGGCCAAGGACUACGUGGAGAAGGAGAAGGACAGCAGCCGCAGCGCCGGGGCCAUCGGGGCCGCGCUGCUCGCCGCGCUGGCCCACCUGGCCGCGGCGGAGAAGGCGUACCACAACAUGACAUUCCUCGGGCAGAAGAUCGGCGGCCAGAGCUUCUUCAGCCGCAAAGACUCCAUCCGGACCAUCUACACCUCCCUCUACAACGAGCUCAGGAAGGUGAUGACGACGGGGCGCCACGGCCAGCCGGGCUCCGCCUCCUACCUGGAGGACCUGCUGUCGCACCUGUCGGAGCAGCUCUGCCACUUCACCCAGGCCCGCAUGGAGAUGGCCGACCUGUACGAGAAGAUGCACUCGCUGGGCAGCCAGAAGAGCAUCAACUCUGAGGAGCUGGUCACCACGCUGGAGGCCGUCCUGCACAAAUACUGCUCCAAGUUCCACCACCCGAUCCUGGGCCGGGUGGAGGAGGGCUUCCAGACGGAGGUGGACGUGGUGACCCAGCUGCUGCGCUGCCAGGCUCAGGUGUCCGAGUGGCGCUUCCUUCCGGCGCUGCUCAGCCUGCACGCGGCCACCUCCAAGCUCACCGCGUGGGGCCAGCUGUUCCAGCGGCAGAAGGAGACCCGUAAGCAUCUGUUCGGCGGCCAGUCCCAGAAGGCCACGCAGCCGCCGCACCUGUACGCGUGGCUGCAGCGCUUCCAGGCCGCGCUCCUCGCCAAGUUCAGCUUCUACUUCCACGAGGCCCUGAGCCGGCAGGCGGUGCCGGCGGACAUGCGCGCCAUGACCGCGCGCACCGCUCCGGACUACCACGGCAAGAUCUGCUCGUUCGUCCGCAAACACGACGCCAGCAACGUGUCGCUGGUGUUCGACAACCGCGGCUCUGAGAGCUUCCAGGGCCACGGGUACCACCACCCGCACUCCUACCGCGAGGCCCCGAAGGGCGUGGAGCAGUUCCCCGCGGUGGUGUCGCUGCCGACGGGCGAGCGGCCGCUGACGCACUGGCCCAACGUCAUCAUGAUGAUGGGGGACCGCGCGGUGGAGCUCAACACCCUGGACAAGGUGGUGCACUUCUACGACGACAAGGUGCAGAGCACGUACUACCUGACGAGGCCCGAGCCGCACUUCACGCUCGUGGUCAUCUUCGACGGCAGGAAGUCCGAGAAGGACGCGCACAUCGCCGCGUUCCUGCAGGAGAUCUCCGGCUCUCUGCGGAACUCAAAGCCGUUCAGCAGCCUGAAGCCGGGCCGGGCUCCAAGGGCUCCAGCAACUGGACAACUGGACCUCCAACAACUGGACAACUGGACCUCCAGCAACUGGACCUCCAACAACUGGACCUCCAGCAACUGGACCUCCAACAACUGGACCUCCAACAACUGGAACUCUAAUAACUCGUCUGUUGCUCUCAUUUGGUCCUGGAGACUGGGCUGUAUAUAA